This is a messenger RNA of Malaclemys terrapin pileata, 413 nucleotides long. It is a transcript of the gene BBIP1, whose product is annotated as BBSome interacting protein 1. Gene Ontology annotation, cellular component: BBSome. The transcript is spliced from 2 exons. The coding region runs from base 25 to 240 and encodes 71 amino acids. Gene Ontology annotation, biological process: receptor localization to non-motile cilium; cilium assembly. NCBI's taxonomy places the organism in Eukaryota, Metazoa, Chordata, Testudines, Emydidae. The record is from RefSeq and is a predicted model, not a curated record.
CGGGAGCAGCCGUUCGACGCCGCCAUGCCUGAGGGCAAGUCCCUCUUCCGGGAGGUGCUGCCCAAGCAAGGGCAGUUGUCAGUGGAGGAUGUGGCUACCAUGGUGUUAUGUAAGCCAAAACUGUUGCCUUUAAAAUCUGUUACCCUAGAAAAGCUAGAGAAAAUGCAGCGAGCCGCACAGGAGACAAUUCGCCAGCAAGAAGUGGCACAGAGGGAGCAGCAGCAACAAAGCCAACAAUAGGGUGCAUGAUGGUUCACCCCCUCUAAGAAAUAUUUCACCUAAAUAUUGUACCUUAGUUUGUGUAUAUUAAUCUAGUGAUGUUUGCUGUACAGGAAUGGUAAAAGUCCAUACUAAACUUUCUUAGCUCAUGUCUUCUUAUAUUCUACAUAUAAAUGUCUGUAGAUUUUGCUUAA